GACUAGGUCUUGCUGAUCUACCAAGAGCAUACUGAUGCAUCAUCCAACUCAUCCCUGGCACUCUCAACCUUGGAAGUGAUAACAACCUUCCUCCAAUCGUCGCCCUAUUACGAAUUGUUUCCAACUCUACCAAUUUAAUCAGCCUAUUUCAAAUCGAAAACAUCACAAACUCCGUCAAUCAAUUCGCGAUACAACAUCGCAAAUUCGAAUCCAGAUUAACGCCUUUCCACACCGAAUUACUACCUGUUUCCUAGCUCCAAACCUGCUAUUCCGAUAUCAUCAUCCUGCACGUUGGCUAUCUCGACUUGCGACAGGCUCGUCGUCCUGCUCCAUAGGGCUGCCCAGUUUUGUUUUAGGUGAUAGAAUGACGACGAUGAGGUCCCAUACAUGAGCCUUCUCCUUCGAUUGGAAGGAGUCUCACCAUGCCACCGGAAGGAGUACUGAGCAAUAUUCGAGUCUUCAUAACAUGGGAUGACCAGACUGUCUUUGCUGGCGAGGAUAUCAAGUGUCACAUCACUUUCAAAAAUAUUGCGCCUGGUCCAAACCAGACGAGAUCUUCUAGCCAGCAACCGCCGACUAUUCCCGAACGAUCGAGACAGCCGUCACCCCUACUUAGUCCGAGGACAAAACCGAACAAUGGGUUGACACCCCCGGCACCCACGCGAGGACAUCGCUCUACCUUAUCUCUGACAGUUCCCUCGAGUAGCUCACGAUUAAGGGGGCCUCCCCAACAAUGGACCCCGACACAAUCAUCGCCGCAACGGCCUGGCCAUGCUCACAAAAGAUCACUUUCUAUAGUGUCUAUAGGAUCGGCAGCAACAAUCGAAGAACAGUCGCAUGGAAAAUCAUCUCCCGCACGACCUCCACGUCCUCCACGUGGCCAUGGAAGGUCUGCGAGUUUACAGAUAUCACCAAGAGGUGGACUCAUAAAUGGCCCACAAUCAGCGGCCUUGCCAAGUAGACGACCCUUUGGUUCGGAAUCCUCACCCUUGUAUAACUCCUUUCCCCCAACUAAGCAUGGGUUUGGUCGCGCAUCGGGUGCCUCGACCGUGCCGAACACACCCGGCUUCAAUGGCUCACAUCCACCUAAAAGAAGCCCCGGGGCGAUGCCGGAUUUUAAAUUCCCCAUGACGCCGUCGCCACAAUCAACAGAAGGUGUCUCACCGACAGCCCAGCCGGUAGAUUAUUUGUCAGCGCCUGGGUCUGGAACGGGUGGGGUUGUAAGUCUCCCAGUGCGUUCAAAGGACCCAAUUCCUACCAUUACCGAACAAUCUGUCCCCGCUGCAGCACGGAUAUUGUCUGCGGCGAGUAUUGCCGGUGGAACUCCUAGGAGUAGUGGCGAGUUUUAUUCAUUGAGCAAUAAUUCAUCCGAGACAUUAGCAUCAGAGUAUGUGACGCAACCAUUACACGGCGGGCGUAGGCCAGCCCACUUACGACGAGGCUCUGGCAUGUUAAGCAUAAGCCAGGCGCGACUGCCAGAGUCGUUAAUGAUGGGUUAUGCACAGGUGCAAGGUUCCUUCACUCUUGAUGGGUCCCUUAUCAACUUGGGCCCCUUCGAGGCGGUUAAGCGGAAAGCUGUGUUAGGUGGGCAAGGAGGCGGCGUUAUUGGCGUUGAAAGCUCAAAAAGGGCUAGUGGGCUCUUGACCGGCUUUGGCUGGGGAAGUCUCGGGAAUUCCAUCGGAGAGCUCCUUGGUGGCGGCGAACUCAGUAGCAUCAAGCAGAUGCGAGGUGUUGCCAGCUCCAAAUCCAUCCCUCUACUAUCAACACCGCAAUCGAUAUUAUUCGUGGACUUGCAACUCGCUCCUGGCGAGAGUAGAACUUAUGAAUAUUCGUUCAAAUUACCAAAAGGCCUGCCUCCAACACACCGAGGCAAGGCUAUGAAGAUUUCGUAUAGCUUGGUCAUUGGCACCCAAAGGCCGGGUGGUACUAAGGAGCAGCAAGUGCGCUCAGUCGAGAUUCCAUUUCGCGUUUUAGGGAGUGUUAAUAGCCAUGGCGAGAUUCUUGGCCAUGACCUACUUUCUCCCUACAUCAUUCUUCGCGACCUUGCGAAGGUAAAGGCUCUUGAUAAAUCUGCUAUUUAUACCCCUUCGAAGAGGCAUAAACCCGACCACCCCGGUUCCACGUACAACGGAUUCCUUGGUUAUGUCGAGGAGCUUCUUGACCGACCCCAUCGAGGUCUCGGACUUCUAUCCCCAACAGCCACGGCUCCCCAAUCCCGCCGCACAUCUGCUUUCGAGGAGUCGGCCUCCGCGAAAGACGCCAUAGACCUUGCCAUUAUCCGAUCAAAUUUGUCGUCUGAUUCCGGACAGAGCAGUAACCGCUUCGAAAUAGCUCGAAACGGCCGACGCGUUGGCGUCGUCAUGCUCGCGCGCCCCGCAUACAAGUUAGGAGAGUCGGUAAACAUGGCCAUCGACUUCACUGGUGCCGAGAUUCCGUGUUACGCCAUCCACGCAGCCCUAGAGACGGCGGAGCGUGUCGAGCCAACGCUAGCGCUAAGGAGUGAGGCCAGCGUACACAGAGUCACGCGCAAGGUCUACGGCAGCUCCAGCGAGGCCACACUGUUCGCCCGCCGCGUCGUCUUCAGUCCCACCAUACCCAUCAGCGCGACCCCUGAGUUUGUCACCAGCGGCCUGAGCCUUGAAUGGAAGAUUAGGAUCGAGUUCGUCGUCCCGUCGUCUGCCACAGAAGGCCCCGACCUUGCCGACUCGGAUACCGGGACCCAGCCUCAUCCGUUGUUAGAGGAGAUUUCCCGCGAUGAGAGAGGCGGGCUCGUGCUUGUUGCGGCCGAGAACCUGGACUGCGAGAGCUUCGAGGUCGCUGUCCCACUGAGGGUGUAUGGCGCGGUAUGUAAUGGACUCGAGCGUCUUGAGAGAGACGAGGCGCAGCAGGAGGGGCUUGUAGUAUAAAUAUCCCCUUAUGUAGGAUAUGAAAGUGGAGAGGGGGUCAGCGGCGCGAUUUGGUAUAAGAUAUCUUCAGGUCUAUACGGGCUAGAAAAAAAAGAGGCAAACGAGCAAACCAAACUAACGAACAAGCGGUCGGAGUAAGAAAAAAUUAUGGGAUUGGCGAGGCGGCUCCAAAAACAACAACAUCAAACGAGACAAAUGUCACCCAGUUGGAAUACCUUCAAAUAUCUAUAGAUGGAUGUAUUCUUGUAACCUAGUUUUGGAGAU
Annulohypoxylon truncatum is the source of this 3170-nucleotide messenger RNA. Its product is annotated as Rgp1-domain-containing protein. The record is from RefSeq and is a predicted model, not a curated record. The transcript has a single exon. Gene Ontology annotation, biological process: retrograde transport, endosome to Golgi. Gene Ontology annotation, cellular component: Ric1-Rgp1 guanyl-nucleotide exchange factor complex; Golgi membrane. The coding region runs from base 423 to 2906 and encodes 827 amino acids. NCBI's taxonomy places the organism in Eukaryota, Fungi, Ascomycota, Sordariomycetes, Xylariales, Hypoxylaceae.